AUGGCCUCCCGUGCCCUUGUCUCGGGUCUACCCCGGUCCCUCCCUCCCCUUCCUCCGGGGCCUGCCCCCACCUGUGUUCCUUAUGUCGAGGGCAGGCAGCGCGCCGCUCCUCACUCCUCCUCGUUCCCUCCGACUGAGGCUCCUCUGCAGACUCUUCACAUGGACGUGUGGGGCCCAGCCCGCGUCCGUGGACAGGGUCACGAGCGUUACUUCCUGCUGGUCGUUGACGACUACUCGCGUUACACCACAGUCUUCCCCUUGCGCAGCAAGGGUGAGGUCCCUAAGACGUUCACGCUUCCGGCCUCCCCGCAACAAAAUGGGAUUGCUGAGCGCCGUAUUGGCAUGGUCAUGGACGUCGCUCGUAUGUCCAUGAUCCAUGCGGCUGCUCCCCAUUUUCUGUGGUCGUUCGCGGUUCAGUACGCUGCGCAUCAGAUCAACCUUCAGCCUCGUGUCUCCUUGCCGGAGACCACACCUACUCUGCGGUGGACAGGGAAGGUUGGCGAUGCGUCCGCGUUCCGUGUCUGGGGAUCUCGAGCUUUAGUCCGCGAUACUACAGCGGACAAGCUGUCCUCCCGUGCCGUUCCCUGUGUCUUCCUUGGCUUCCCUCCUGACGCACCCGGGUGGCAGUUGUACCACCCCACCUUGCGUCGUGUUCUGUCCUCUCAGGACGUCACGUUUGACGAGUCGGUGUCGUACUACCGUGUGUCCCAGGUAGACCCUGCCGAGCCGGUCGAGGUAGCUGUCGACUCAGGUGCUGCUAGGGGUGCUGAGCCUGCGGGUGCGGGGACUGGGGGUGCGGGGACUGGGGGUGCUGAGCCUGAGCGUGUGGAGCCUGGGGGUGCUGAGUCUGGGGGUGCUGAGUCUGGGCGUGCUGAGCCUGGGGGUGCUGAGCCUGCGCGUGCGGAGUCUGGAGGUGCUCUAGGUGUCCCGUCGCGGCGGGAGCCUCUCUCUCCACAGCAGCUUCGUGAGUGGUACUCUCGGCGCUGUCGAGGUGCUGCUGGUGCUGCUGGAGCUGCUGGAGGUGCUGUUGGAGCUGCUGGAGGUACUGCGGGUGCUGGUGCUGCUCCUGGAGCUGCUGGAGGAGCUACUGGAGCUGCUGGAGGUGCUGCUGGUGCUGGAGGUGCUCCUGGAGCUUCUGGAGGUGCUGCUGGUGCUGACGCUGCUGGUGGUGCUGCUGGUGCUGGAGGUGCUGUUGGUGCUGGAGCUGCUGGAGGUGCUGCUGGUGCUGGAGCUGCUGGAGCUGCUGGAGGUGCUGCUGGGACUGGAGACCUUGGGGCUGAGGGUACCGGUUCUUCCCAGUUGCAGUUGCACCCGGCCUCUCCACUGCCUGGUCCUUCUCCUUACUCUGGACCGACUAGAGGUCUUACGGAGCGUCGUGAGCCUGAGUCUCGUCCUGUGUCGCCUGCGUCUCGUUCUGCGUCGCCUGUCCGUACUGUUCGCGCUGGUCGUGUUUCGCGUCCGCGUCCUCCUCCUGUCCCUGGCACUCAUUCUAUGACUCUUCGUCCUUCCACUGCUCCGCCGCGUGUCCCUUUGCCGUCUCCUCCUGCGUCCUCUCUUCCUGCCGGUCCGGACCCUGCGUCUGACUCCCUACGUGCUGCUAGUCCAGCUGUCACGCAUUUUCUGGCCACUGCUGUCACUGACCCUUUACAGGAGGAGUUUGAGUGCUUUGCUGCUUCUAUACCUCAUCUCGUGUCCAUGCUGCUUGCCCCUGAGGGAGACCCGGAUGCACCAGACAUCCCGACCCCACGCUCUUACGCAGAAGCGAUAGAGGGUCCCUACUCCUCUCAGUGGCAGGCAGCCAUGGACGCCGAGAUGGCUUCAUGGAAGUCCACAGGCACCUACGUCGACGAGGUUCCCCCGCCUGGGGCGAACAUCGUCAGUGGCAUGUGGAUCUUUAGGGUGAAGCGGCCGCCGGGUUCUCCGCCUGUCUUCAAGGCGCGUUACAUUGCACAUGGUUUCAGUCAGCGACAGGGAGUUGACUUCUUCCAGACCUUCUCCCCUACCCCGAAGAUGACCACUCUUCGGGUACUGCUGCACGUAGCUGCUCAGCGUGACUACGAGCUCCACUCGCUUGACUUCAGCACAGCCUUCCUACAGGGCAGCCUGCACGAGGAGAUCUGGCUGCGCCGCCCACCUGGCUUCACUGGGUCGUUUCCAGCUGGUACCCAGUGGAGCCUCCGGCGGCCAGUCUACGGUCUCCGCCAGGCACCCCGUGAGUGGCACGACACACUCAGGACGACUCUUGCAGCGCUUGGUUUUGCUCCUUCCACUUCUGACCCUUCUCUGUUUUUACGCACUGACACUACUCUGCCGCCGUUCUACGUUCUCGUGUACGUAGACGACCUCGUCUUUGCUACUGCUGACACAGAGACACUCGCCCACGUGAAGUCCGAGCUGCAGAAGAGACACACGUGUACAGACCUGGAUGAGCUGACAAGCUAUCUUGGCUUGCGGAUCACCCGGGACAGAGCACAGCGCACCAUUACCUUGACUCAGUCACACAUGGUGCAGCAGGUCCUUCAGCACUUCGGCUUCACAUACUCCUCGCCACAGUCCACUCCUCUGCCUACCGGUCACUCGCUCUCAGCUCCACCUUCGGACGAGUCCGUAGAGCCGAGUGGCCUGUAUCCAGAGCUUGUGGGCUGCCUCAUGUACCUGAUGACUUGCACACGACCUGACCUCGCAUACCCUCUCAGCCUUCUGGCUCACUACGUGGCUCCCGGCAGGCACCGAAAGGUGCACUGGGAUGCUGCGAAGAGGGUGUUGCGAUACUUGUGCAGUACAUCGGGAAUGGGGCUCGUGCUUGGAGGACGGGCUCGAGUUGUCCUCACUGGUCACGCUGACGCCUCCUGGGUUGACGAAUUGGCUACGCAGCGGUCGUCACAGGGUUACACCUUCAGUCUUGGCUCCGGUUCUGUCUCUUGGCGGUCUACCCGCUCUUCUUCUGUUCUCAGCUCCAGUUGUGAGGCUGAGAUCUACGCUGGGGCCAUGGCUGCACAGGAGCUACGCUGGCUCACCUACCUGUUGACCGACUUGGGAGAGGCGCCUCGUUCUCCUCCAGUUCUGUACGUCGACAACAAGGCCAUGCUGGCCUUGUGUCAGGAGCACAGACUGGAGCACAGAACGAAGCACAUUUCUCUGCGCUACUUCCUUGCUCGAGAGUUGCAGCAGCGUGGCCAGCUUCGUCUUGCUUACGUGGCCUCUCAGGCCAACAUUGCUGAUGUUUUCACCAAGGCACUUCAGCCUUGUGAUCAUCAGCGUUUCUGUAUUGUGUUAGGCCUUGUACCUACUGUGCCUCACUUGCUUUCUUCUUGA
This is a messenger RNA of Closterium sp. Naga37s-1, 3315 nucleotides long. NCBI's taxonomy places the organism in Eukaryota, Viridiplantae, Streptophyta, Zygnematophyceae, Desmidiales, Closteriaceae. The record is from the annotation of a GenBank genome assembly.